Molecule: messenger RNA, 1362 nt
Organism: Nakaseomyces glabratus
Lineage: Eukaryota; Fungi; Ascomycota; Saccharomycetes; Saccharomycetales; Saccharomycetaceae
Gene: UTP6
Product: snoRNA-binding rRNA-processing protein UTP6
Biological process (GO): maturation of SSU-rRNA from tricistronic rRNA transcript (SSU-rRNA, 5.8S rRNA, LSU-rRNA)
Cellular component (GO): small-subunit processome; Pwp2p-containing subcomplex of 90S preribosome
Molecular function (GO): protein binding; snoRNA binding
Source: RefSeq, a predicted model, not a curated record
AUGUCUUCGAGAACAAGAUAUUACUUGGAACAGUGUAUUCCAGAGAUCAAUGAUUUAGUUGAGAAGGAGCUAUUCACUAAAAAUGAGGUUGCGAAGAUUAUGAAGAAGAGAACAGAUUUUGAACACAGGCUAAACUCAAGAGGGUCUUCAAUCAGAGAUUACAUGAGGUAUAUUGACUACGAGACCCAAGUUUUCAAGCUUCGAGCCAAACGUUGUCAGAGAAUUCUUCAGAGCAAGAGAACCAACAGUAUUUCUGAUAAGUCUAUUGAGCAGAGGAUAGCGUUUAUUUAUCAAAGAGGUACUAAUAAAUUUCCCCGUGAUUUGAAAUUUUGGGCAAUGUAUUUGAAUUUCUUGAAGAAAAUGGGGACUGAGACAUCUUACAAGAAAGUCCAUACUGUAUACAAUCAAUUGCUAAGACUACAUCCAAAUAAUGUGGAUGUGUGGAUAAGUUGUGCUAAAUAUGAGUACGAGACUCAUGCUAAUUUCAAGAGUUGUAGAGUUGUCUUCCAAAAUGGUCUAAAGUUCAAUCCUGAUUCACCUAAACUAUGGUACGAAUACAUAAAAUUUGAGCUGAACUUUGUCACAAAAUUGAUAAAUAGAAGAAGGGUCAUGAAACUGAUAAAUGAGAGAGAACAAGAACUAGACAUGCUAAAUGAACAAAGCCAAAGUACAAAGAACGCUGUGAAUUCCAAGAGCAUGGAUGAUGAUAACGAAGAAAAUGAAAACGGCAUAAAAGUUCCAUCAACAGGUGAUAAUAUGAAGGACAAACUAAAUGAAUUACCAGAAGCUGACAUGAACAUGCUUGGUAACGCCGAAACUAAUCCAGCAUUACGUGGUGAUAUUGCAUUAACCAUCUUUGACAUCGCCAUGGCAGAAUUGGGAAAGCAUUACAUCAAUAAACAGAAAGGAUACUACGCCAACACCGAUUCCUCAAUCGACAAGGAACUACAAAAGGAAACUGUCCAAUACUUAUAUGAAAAGUCCCUAGAAAUUAUACAGCUAUUUGAUCAAUUCAAAGAUCUUCAAAGAGACUAUUUGAUCAAUCAUGUAAUACAAUUUUGGAAAAAUGAGCACUUCUCAGUUUCUGUUUCGAAUGAUAUGCCCGAAAUUUAUUCAGACAUUAUUGUCACCGAAGUAACGCUUUUGUUAAGAUAUAUGGAUAUUAAAAAUCUUGAUUAUGAUAAGCUACAGUUGUCAGUAAGGAACUACAUGGCAUACAAAAACAAAACUAAGGAAGAAGCUAAUAAAAAGAUCUUACAGAAAAAAUUCAAAACAUUCUUGGAAUCACGCUUUACUGAAAAUGCAUCGGAUGAAGAAGAUAACAAACUUAAAAUACUGCACCAAAUUAUUGCCAAACUUUAG